AUGAUAUUAGUUCCAGAACUGGUUACCAGAUGUCGCUGUACCAGUGGUCGUAGACUUAAGUGCGAGCUCGCGGCGGGCCCUGAGCCGCCCGCGGACGUGAGGCGCGCCACGUCUAGAGAGAUAAAACAGCGCGGGCUGCGCACCCGCAGCGAUGUGUACAAGACUAACACUAACUCGUUGAUAGAGACUUACAUUAACAGCUACGAUUUAGUCCAGCACGACCGACCUGACACCACUCGCCUCUACGUCUGUCGUACGAAUCUAGUCUUUAUGCACCCGAUAGGAAAGUCGAAAGUGACUCGUGUUAGCCGAACGGUUCAGUGCGAGCCGUACCCCACAACACUUAUACGCGACCGAUCCGAAUGUAAUGUAACUGUUCGGGUAACGUUUAGUAAAAUGCACGGUGUCCAUGGCAACGCGCGGUCGACGACCCCGCCGCCUCGCGGGGUCGGCGACCUCGCUAAUGGCCGCCUCCUCGCCGACGUUAAACAUACGAUAUCAAAUGCUAAACUUCAAUUAUAA
Molecule: messenger RNA, 522 nt
Organism: Arctia plantaginis
Lineage: Eukaryota; Metazoa; Arthropoda; Insecta; Lepidoptera; Erebidae
Source: the annotation of a GenBank genome assembly